This is a messenger RNA of Miscanthus lutarioriparius, 1665 nucleotides long. The record is from the annotation of a GenBank genome assembly. NCBI's taxonomy places the organism in Eukaryota, Viridiplantae, Streptophyta, Magnoliopsida, Poales, Poaceae.
AUGGAUUCAGCGAGGAGCUGGUUUACCAAGCUCCAAACGAGGGAGAAAUCCAUUGGAAAGAAGAAGGAAUUGCCUCCCAAUGGCAAGGAAUCCGGCGAUGAUGCGCCAUCGAGUGCAACCAAGCAGAGGGUUGGGGCGGCCAAGCAGUACAUUGAGAAACACUACAAGGAGCAAAUGAAGCAUCUGCAGGACAGGAAAGAAAGACGGUGUAGUCUAGAAAAAAAAUUAGCAGACGCUGAUGUGUCCGAAGAGGAGGUUCAUAACAUCCUGAAGCAGUUUGAGAAGAAAGAGACGGAGUACAUGCGCUUGCAAAGGCAUAAAAUGAGCGUCGAGGAUUUUGACUUGCUAACAAUGAUAGGCAAGGGAGCAUUUGGUGAGGUCAGAGUCUGCAGAGAGAAGACCACAGGAAAUGUCUAUGCGAUGAAGAAGCUUAAAAAGUCUGAAAUGCUUCGUCGAGGUCAGGUUGAGCAUGUCAGAGCUGAAAGGAAUCUUCUUGCCGAAGUGGAUCACCACUGCAUUGUCAAACUGUAUUGCUCAUUCCAGGACAGUGAGUACCUGUACCUGAUCAUGGAGUACCUCCCAGGAGGCGACAUGAUGACCCUGCUCAUGAGGAAAGACACGUUGACUGAAGAUGAGGCCAGGUUCUAUGUUGGCGAGACAGUUCUUGCGAUCGAAGCGAUCCACAGGCAUAACUACAUCCACAGAGAUAUCAAGCCUGAUAACCUGCUACUGGAUAAGUAUGGUCACUUGAGACUGUCAGAUUUUGGAUUGUGUAAACCAUUAGACUAUUCCAACUUCCCAGACCUGAAUGAAAAGGACGUUACGCCUACAAAAUCAUCGUCGAUGCAUGGGGAUGGGAAGCAGCAGUCGAUGCCAAAGCGCUCGCAGCAAGAACAAUUGGAGCACUGGCAAAAGAAUAGAAGAACUUUGGCUUACUCAACUGUUGGAACACCAGACUACAUCGCUCCAGAAGUUCUUCUGAAGAAAGGCUAUGGGAUGGAAUGUGAUUGGUGGUCCCUUGGUGCUAUCAUGUAUGAAAUGCUAGUGGGUUAUCCUCCAUUUUAUUCAGAUGAGCCUAUGACAACCUGUAGAAAGAUAGUAAAUUGGAGAACACAUUUGAAAUUUCCUGAAGAAGCGAGGCUAACAGCAGAUGCGAAAGAUCUCAUAAGUAAACUACUUUGCAAUGUCGACCAACGCCUUGGGACAAAAGGCGCAGAAGAAAUAAAGGAGCAUCCCUGGUUCAGUGGAUUAGAAUGGGACAAACUAUAUGAAAUAGAAGCCGCGUAUCUGCCUCAAGUCACAGAUGAGUUGGACACUCAGAACUUUGAGAAAUUUGAAGAGUCCUCGGAUAACGUUCAGUGUUCAGCAAAGACGGGCCCUUGGAGAAAGAUGCUUUCUUCAAAGGAUUUGAAUUUUGUGGGCUAUACCUACAAGAACUUUGAACUUGUGAACGAUCACGAUGUCCCCGGCAUGGCUGAGCUGAAGAAGAAGGAGAAGGCAAAGCGACCAAGCGUCAAAUCUCUGUUUGAUUCACCUGAAGGAGGAGAGGGAGAGGGAGAGGAGGCGCAGCAGCCUGAAGACGAAGCAGCCUCUGCCGAAGGAAGCGUCCGGAAACCAGCAACAGAGCCUGAACUGACCAGAAGCAUCAGCUCGCCAUCCACAUGA